Heterocephalus glaber (naked mole-rat) is the source of this 3118-nucleotide messenger RNA. NCBI's taxonomy places the organism in Eukaryota, Metazoa, Chordata, Mammalia, Rodentia, Bathyergidae. The record is from RefSeq and is a predicted model, not a curated record.
GGAGGGAAUGGAUCCCUCACUUUGGUGAAUGUGUGAACUAGGCUGGAGUCCAGGGCCCUGCAGCCUGAAAUCUGGGGGAAUCAGAGCUGAGCUCCUGAUUGGUGCUAUCCUAGUCCCCACCUAUCAGGUCUUGCUGAAGGAGGGUGACAAGAAGGGACAGUUAGGGGUUAAGCUCACUGUUAAGGCACAGUGAGCCUGAAUAUGGUCCUCUCAUCUUCAUGGCCUGAUGUGUACUGAAGAGGGCUGCCUGGCAUCCAUUUAUCUUCAUGUUGUCACGAGGGUCACACUUCAUCCUUGGGUCCUCAAGUCACAUCUUUGUGGCCCGGGUAGCAGACAGACUAUGAGGCUGAUUUGGCCAUCAGCUUUUGACAUCAUGAUGACAGAUGUCCAGGUCCUGGGUUCUCCACCCGAGUAGCUAUGGCAGAUAGGACAGAACUAAUGUGCCGGUCACUUUACGACCUGGACCCCGCGCUGGCAGGGUGAAGGAGCGUUUUCUUGGCAAUAAUCUCCCCUUUGUGCUCAUUUUUGCCCACCUGGAAGCAUGUCCAGGAGGUAGGGCCUUCUGCAUCGCAAGCCAAGCCUUAGUGCAGGACUGAACGUGUCCGUAGGGUGCAGCCAGCUUCAACCACUUAGCGUGGCCCCCAGGGCGCGAAAAGGACUACUCGCAAGAACAUCCCUGAACCCUUGACCCCCCGCCACCACCGUACGACCCUUGGGCUUCGUUGUGCCGGCGCUGCUACGUACAUCCCCGCCCACUUCCAGUCCCAGGAGGCCGUGCGCCGUGGUGGGCGGGGCAUCAGGCAAGAUUCCUGGAAAGGCGUGGUAGGGAAGGAGUCUGUGUGGGAGGGGCGGGGCCUCGGGGCGGGACUCCCUCAGUGAUACACAGUCCCACGCGCCCUGCUGAUUCCGCUUGCUUCUUGCUGUGGCAGCGUCCCUGGUGGCUCUCAGACCCAAGAGAAUUCCGCCGCCCCUCCCCGCUUCGAGCACCAUGGAGCAGCCGCCCGACGUUGAAGAGGACGACUGUCUCCCUGAUUACCGCCACCUCUUCUGCCCAGGCUUGCUCCAGGGCAAAGUGGCCUUUAUCACUGGUGGUGGCUCUGGGAUCGGGUUCCGGAUCACUGAGAUUUUCAUGCGAAGGCACCCUUGCGGGGAGCUCUGCUUGGAGCACCUGGGAGGAGCCCACCUCGAACCUGCUGUUCUCAGCCCUGCCAUCUCGUUUUGCAGGCAUGGCUGCCAAACGGUCAUCGUCAGCAGGAGUCUGCCAAGAGUGUUGAUGGCUGCCAAGAAGCUGGCUGCUGCCACUGGCCAGCGCUGCCUCCCUAUGUCCAUGGACGUCCGAGCUCCCCCAGCCAUCAUGGCUGCUGUGGACCAGGCACUGAAGGAAUUUGGCAAAAUUGAUAUCCUCAUUAACUGUGCGGCUGGGAACUUCCUGUGCCCUGCCAGUGCAUUGUCAUUCAAUGCCUUCAAGACUGUAGUUGAAAUUGACACCAUUGGCACCUUCAAUGUGACUCGUGUGCUCUAUGAAAAGUUCUUCCAGAACCAUGGAGGAGUGAUUGUGAACAUCACUGCAACCUUGGGUUUCCGGGGGCAGGCGCUGCAGGUGCACGCAGGCUCUGCCAAAGCAGCUGUGGAUGCAAUGACACGACACUUAGCUGUGGAGUGGGGUCCUCAGAAUAUUCGUGUCAACAGCCUUGCCCCUGGCCCCAUCAGUGGCACAGAGGGGCUCCGCCGACUGGGUGGCCCCCAGGCCAGCCUGAGCAAAGAGCUCCCUAAUAGCCCCCUGCAGAGGAUGGGGAACAAGACGGAGAUUGCCCACAGUACGCUGUACCUGGCUAGCCCUCUGGCUUCCUACGUGACUGGGAUCAUGCUGGUGGUGGAUGGUGGAUGCUGGCUGACAUCCCCAAAUAAUAUCAAGAAACGGGUGAAUUUGGAAUCCACCUCUGCUAAGCUCUAGACAGGAUCUGGUUAAGUUGCCCAUGUAGCCUUGAAUUUGAAGAUCCUCCUGCUUCAGCUCCCACAGUGCUGGUAUUAUAGGCAUGCAACACCAUGCCCAGGUGCAAACUUUUUACAAAGAAAAGGAAGAGGAUUAAAAAGAAUCAUUGUAACCCUAACAUUUAGAGGUGGGGCUGUGCUUCUUCCAUGUGUGUUUUCAUCUCUCCUAAGCCUGGCUAUUCCUAUGCCCUUUCUCCUCCUUUCCAGGCCCCUUUGCACAUGAAAGGUGUAGGGCAAGCAGCAGAGCUUCAUAAUCCAACCCCAGGACUCCUGAUUGGAGAGUGGUGUGGCCCCAUGGCCACCCUGGUGGAAGGGGAGCAUUUAUCCCUCAAGCCCCCUUAGCCAGGUGGACCCUUCUUUUCUCUGAGUUCCCAGCUUGUUGGUACUCUAAACCCCCACUGCAUUCAGGCUUCUUUUCCUGAGCAGGAGACAAAAUCUAGUGUCUGAUAUAGUUCUACUCCUGCCCUAUUUGGCAAACACAGUAUUGAACUUACAGCUGCUGAGGUGGCUUCCCUGGAGCUUCAUUGCACAGAUCCUAUCUUGCAAAGCAGGAGAAAGCAUUACACGUUUGGCUCUGUGGCCACCUUGCUGCCAUCACUGUGGUAGCUGAGGUUCCCUCCCACCACAUGUCUGCAGCACACUUGUUGUCACUUUUGGCCCGCCUCCCAGAAGCAUACAAGUGUGGCCUCUGAGGGGUUAUUAUGACUUGUAUCUAGAUGUCUCCCCAAAGCCAUAUAGGUGGGGCUUUUCAGAGGUACUGGAUCUAGAAUGUGUGAUGCUGGGAUUGAGGGUGUCCCAUCUUGGGUGUGAAUACUACCUGCCCAAAGGGCAGGUAGCCUGGAUGGAAUAUAAGGGACAGAAAGAAAAUUUGCUGCUGUUGCUUCUGCUCUCUACUUUACUGCUUUGCUGCCUUCUUCCUGCCCUGCUUUGGCAUGGACUGUUUCUCCUCUGUGAGGUCUCUCUGCCAUGCCACCCUGCCUUGGAGCCAGCCAACUAUAGACUAAAACUUCUACAAAGUGUGAGCUGAAAUAACUCUUUUCUCCUUUAACUUUGGGUGUCGGGUAUUUUGUCUCAGCAACAAAGUAAGUAACUCAGAGGAUCUUGAAUAAAGAAGCUUCACCCGUAA